ACCGUUCGAACCAGCAUGCAGAAAAGCUAUUGGUUGGCUCUGGAAGCUCGAGGAAUCCUCAUUCAUCCGCUUGGCGUUGCUUCGUGGUUUAUUGUUUCUCUCCGUUUCGAAAUAGAACAGGGAAAAGUCACCGGCGACAUGGCAGGAGGAAAGGCUGGAAAGGACAGUGGUAAAGCUAAGGCAAAGGCUGUUUCUCGCUCCCAGAGGGCUGGACUCCAGUUCCCGGUGGGUCGUAUCCACAGACACCUGAAAACCAGGACCACCAGCCAUGGCAGAGUGGGAGCCACCGCAGCCGUCUACAGCGCCGCCAUCUUGGAGUACCUCACCGCUGAAGUGUUGGAGUUGGCAGGGAACGCCUCCAAGGAUCUGAAGGUGAAGCGUAUCACUCCACGUCACUUACAGCUGGCCAUCCGCGGAGAUGAGGAAUUGGAUUCGCUCAUCAAGGCUACCAUCGCUGGAGGAGGUGUGAUCCCUCACAUCCACAAGUCUCUGAUUGGAAAGAAGGGCCAACAGAAGACUGCAUAGAGGAAGUGACCUCCCACAUCACCAGGAAGGAAUGGGCAGCCAUGUUCAUUUUGUUUCUCAUAUUUUUUGGGGGGAAAUUUUGUAACCAUAGUUGUAGUCUCUCGAGGGAGAUGUGUAGUCUUUGAGGUAUGUGUUGAUUUGUACUGUUUUAAAGGGGUGUGUUUUAGGGUAUGGUUUUUUGCAGACAAGAAACUUGUGCAAUAACCACGUUUCCAUCCACAGUUUUUAUGCGAGUAAAGUCAUAGUGUAUAAAAAACCAAGACAGCAGUAAUGGAAACAGGAAUUUUCGGUACAAUUUUAUAAAUGCCAACAGACAAUUUGUUCGUUCGACAUGGUGGGAUCUUUUUGUGUUGGUAAAAUGUAUGAUGUGAGAAAUGCCAGUGAAAACUCCUUUAUGCACAAAUAUUGAUAAGAAGAAUCCAUGCAUUUUAUUAGGCUACAGAUUAAAUUCUAUGAUGAACUUCA
Oncorhynchus nerka (sockeye salmon) is the source of this 990-nucleotide messenger RNA. Its product is annotated as histone H2A.V-like. Gene Ontology annotation, cellular component: chromatin; nucleosome. Gene Ontology annotation, biological process: heterochromatin formation. The transcript has 5 exons. The record is from RefSeq and is a predicted model, not a curated record. The coding region runs from base 16 to 525 and encodes 169 amino acids. Lineage: Eukaryota; Metazoa; Chordata; Actinopteri; Salmoniformes; Salmonidae. Gene Ontology annotation, molecular function: structural constituent of chromatin; protein heterodimerization activity; DNA binding.